CUCCACAGUGAUCUGAAGAUCCAGGAGAAAGAUGAACUACAGUGGAAGAAGUCUAAGGCAGAAGGGAUGGAUGAGAAUGGAGAGAGAGAGGCCAAGCUACGACGUGGCUUCAACGUGAUCCUGGCUAAGUAUGGGAUGGAUGGGAAGAAGGACACCAGACCUCUAGAAUCUAACAACCUGAAGGACCAUGACAUCAGAGAAGGAGACAUGUUUGAUGACCCCAGACUGGACAAACUGUGGAAUAAGGCUAAGAGUUCUGGUAAGUUCUCAGAGGAGGAGAUGCAGAGUCUGAAGAGGGAGUUUCAACACCACAAGGACAAGAUCAGCGAGUAUAACAUCGUCAUGGAUACCGUCAGCCGCACGGAGGAGAUCCAUAAGAAUGUGAUCUCUCCAUUAGAAGGGGAAGUUAAAGAACAUGUCCUGUAUCAGAAACACAACCUGAAGGACAAGAUGAGGGAUCUGAACCAGGGCUUUGAACGCCUGAGGAAACUCAGCCACGAGGGCUUCAGCGAGACAGUGGUGUUUAAAGAGCCCAGGGUGAUAGAGCUGUAGAUGGCACAGAGAGCCAACCUGACUGGGGAUGAACUGGAUCGCUCAAGAUCAGAGGAACUGAAGCACUUUGAGACCAAGGUAGAGAAGCACAGCCACUACCAGGAACAGUUGGAGUUAUCCCACCAGAAGCUGAGACAUGUAGAAGCUCUAGGAGACAACGACCACAUCCUGAGAAACCAGGAGAGAUACAAUAACCUGGCCGAGAAGACCAGGGAGAUGGGAUACAAGAUGAAGAAGCACAUGCAGGAUUUAACCAGCAAGAUCUCCCGUAAAGGACUGGACCGUAACGAACUGUAAGGGGUUCCUUGGGGGGG
This is a messenger RNA of Oncorhynchus gorbuscha (pink salmon), 866 nucleotides long. RefSeq names its product alpha-2-macroglobulin receptor-associated protein-like. The record is from RefSeq and is a predicted model, not a curated record. NCBI's taxonomy places the organism in Eukaryota, Metazoa, Chordata, Actinopteri, Salmoniformes, Salmonidae. Gene Ontology annotation, biological process: negative regulation of receptor internalization; negative regulation of very-low-density lipoprotein particle clearance. Gene Ontology annotation, cellular component: endosome; cis-Golgi network; plasma membrane. Gene Ontology annotation, molecular function: low-density lipoprotein particle receptor binding; very-low-density lipoprotein particle receptor binding; heparin binding.